Rotaria sordida is the source of this 3096-nucleotide messenger RNA. Lineage: Eukaryota; Metazoa; Rotifera; Eurotatoria; Philodinida; Philodinidae. The record is from the annotation of a GenBank genome assembly.
AUGAUGGUUAUUCCACAAUCGCAAACAACAUCGAAUGAAUCAAAAUUAGAAUUAGAUAAAAAUAAGAAAAAUUACAUUAAUACAUUAACUUUAUCAAAACGAUUAUCUGAUCGUUAUGCUGCUGCUCAUCAUGCAUUAAAAAAUAUAUUCAAUCCCGAAACAUGUCGUUUCCGUGAUAAAUUUAAACAAAUGUGUGAAACACUUUUACUUGAUGAUCCAAUUGAUUAUGGAUUAAAAAUUAUUGAUCUUCUUUGGCGUAAAGCUGCUUAUGAACCAAUACAAAUAUUUAAACGAUAUCGACAAGAAUAUGAUGAAACAACAAUAAUAGAAAUUGAAAUAAUGUAUCGUAUGCAUCUAUUAUCUGUAUUUGGUUAUUAUUCAAAUUUAUUAAUUAAAUUUGUAUCAAUGAUAAAACCAUAUCGUAAUAUGAAUCAUUUUUUUGAUUUUAUUCAAUUAUUUAAUGAAAAUAAAUGUAUUUUAGCUAUUAAUCUAACAACAAUAACAAUAACAACAACAACAAAAAUUGAAAAUUUAAUUGAAUCAUUAUUAAAACUUAUUCAUAAAUGCUUAGUUUGUUUGGGUGAUAUUAGUAGAUAUUUAAGUGAAUAUGAUGGUUGUAUGCAAACAGCUGAAAAAUAUUAUACUAUGGCAGUACUUCUCGAUCCCGAGAUUGGAAUGCCAUUAAAUCAAUUAGGAACUUUAUCUGGUCGAUCGAAUAGUAGUUGUGAUGCAGCUUUUUUCUAUUUACUUUGUUUGAGUACAGUACAUCCAUUUGAUGGUGCUAAAGAUAAUUUACAAAUGCUUUUUGAACGUAAUGAAAAACGUUUUUUGGAAUUAACUAAACAACAAACAAAAAAUCGAAAUGAUAAAACAAGUCAUCGUGAAAUUCGUCGUUUUCUUGUCGAAUUUUUACAUGUUUCCCAUCAAUUACUUGAAUCAAAUAAUAUUGGUCAAAUUCAAGAAUUAGGUCAACAAACAUUAAAUGAUUUUAAUGCUUGUAUGUUUUAUCAAAUUGAUUCUAUUCUGUCUGAUGAUCUUGUAUUUAAAUUAUUAUCUAUAUCAAUGAUGCUUGUUGAUCGUAUUCAACGUACACGUAGUCGAACAAUUAAACAAACAAUACUUUUUGCUGGUAUUGCAUUUGCUGUUGCUCUAUUUUCACAUGUAGUUAAUCAUACAAUAAUUCGUUUACAAAAUGCUUUUUAUCAAUUACACGAUGCUCGUACAAAAACAAAUGAAAAUGAUUCCGAAGAAGAAGAAGAACGUCGACAGGCAGAAGCUAAAGAAAAACGACGUCGAGUGAAAAUGAUGAUGUCUCGACGUCGUCGACAAAGUGCUUCAUCAUCAGAUAAUAAAAGUGAUGAUCAAAGUGAACGUUCAUUAUCCAAUGAACGAUAUCAACGACGAGAUGAUGAUUCAACAGAUGAAGAUAGAUCAGAAGAUGAAAUACCUGAUUAUCUUUCGGGAGAUUCAUCAGAUGAAAAUGAAGAAACAAAACAAACUGUUCGAGAUGAAAAAGAUAAAGAAGCUGAAGAAUUAGCAAUUAAAAUAGCACUUGAAGAAUUUAUGGAAAAAAUCAAACAAAGUGGUGCUGUUUUUCAUAAUAAUAAUGAUUCACAACCAUCACAAACUUCACUUUUUUCAUUUACUGAUUUAUCAACACAUUUAUUUGCUGCAUUUGCUUCACAUGAUUGUCCAUCACCACUUUUUCUUGAUCAAACAUCAUCCGCUGAUGAUCCAUAUUCAAUGCCAACAUAUAAUUAUGAUCAAACAUUUAAAUCUAUUCUGAUUGGAAAUAAACAAAUUAAUGUACCACCUGGAUUUGAACAUAAUAGUGAUGCUUUAGCAGCUGCAGAAAUUGAACAAAAAAUGGCUGAAUUUGAACUCGAACCUAUUAUUGAUAAUACAACAAAUGAACAACAACAAGGUCUUGAUAAUGAUCAAAACACUCUUCAUCAUGGUACAAAAUUAAUAAUUGAAUUAUUAGAAAAUGAAUUUCUUCUUUCUGCUAUAAAAAUUUUUUGUGAUUGGCUUGCUGGCAAUAAACGUCUUCUUCAAAUGUUAUUACCUAUAUCACCUGGUCUAUGGUCAAAAUUAGCUUUAUUAUUAAAUUUUUUACCUCAUGAACGUGAUAUUUUGAAAAGUGGUUUAAUUCCUUCAAAUUCAUCGAUUUAUCCAUUAUUAAGUAAAUUUGUUGAAACAAAAGUUUUUAUUUUUCCAUCACCAAUGCUUAAUGAAGAUAUUCGAUUACGUUCAUUUCAAUCAUUGAAAGUUGAUCGAAAUUAUAUGAAAUUAAAUUUAAAUCAAUUAUCAUCAUUAAAUAAGCUUGAAUCUACAAUAAUUCGUAUUUGUUCUCUACGUCGUUUUGGUUAUUAUGCAACAUCAAUAUUACCAAAUUCUCAAUUUAAUUAUGAUAAUGAUAAAUUAUCUUUUAUUGCUUCAAAUUCAUUUGAACAAUCAACAUUAACAAUAGAUUCAUCAUCAAAUCAAUCAUCAGAUACAAUUGUUGAUGAAGAACGUAAAUCUCGUUUAAUGCGUGAUAUGGCCGCACUUCGUUUACAAGCUGAAAUAAGUCAAUUAGAAAAUAGUUUAAAAAAUGAAGAAUUUUCUUUACCACCUUAUCUUGUUAUUGAUUCAUCGGUUUUAUGUACAAAUCUUAAUUUAGUACAAAAAUUAGUUCAAUCACAACGUUUUAUUAUUAUUAUUCCACUUGUUGUAAUUGAUAUUCUUGAUGAAUUAAAAAAAGAACAACGUGAAGCACGUGAUGCUAUUCGAUGGCUUGAAAACCAGUUUCGUCUUGGAAAUAGAUUUAUUCGUACACAAGCUGUACAUGAACGAUUAACAAAUCAAAAUAAAAAAAAGAAUAAUAAAAACAAAGAUUUUAUUCGUUUUCAAGAAAUAAUUGAUUGUUGUCUUUAUUUUACACAACAAAGUAGUCUUGAUAAACAAACAACAACUAAUUCAAUGUCAACAGUUAAUUUACUUUUUGCAAGAUCAUUAACAAAUAAAGAACAACAAACAAUUGAAAAAGAUGGAGUAAUUGUACAACAUAUUGAUGAUUUUCACCGCCGUUGGAGACAAUCAACACCUGAGAAAUAA